Molecule: messenger RNA, 3857 nt
Organism: Pleuronectes platessa (European plaice)
Lineage: Eukaryota; Metazoa; Chordata; Actinopteri; Pleuronectiformes; Pleuronectidae
Gene: mmp11a
Product: matrix metallopeptidase 11a
Exons: 8
Coding region: 13-1446 (477 amino acids)
Biological process (GO): collagen catabolic process; proteolysis; extracellular matrix organization
Cellular component (GO): extracellular matrix
Molecular function (GO): zinc ion binding; metalloendopeptidase activity
Source: RefSeq, a predicted model, not a curated record
ACCGCGGAGAGGAUGCGGACUUCCCUGGUCGUGUGCUGCUGCGUCUUUGCGCUGCAAUGCCUCCCGAGCGCGCUCUGCCUCCCGGUGCGAGGGUCCGGCCGCUACAAGGUGGCUCCGGUCUCUGAGAAGUUCCCCGACCUGAAGAAGAGAGGGAAGGCUCCUCACGCUCAGGACUUAGUGAAGGAGACGAGUCUGUCAAACAACACAUGGAACCGACCACGCUGUGGCGUACCCGACUACCCCGCCCAGAAGGGGGUGCACCACCGUGGACGACCCCGCCAGAGACGCUUUGUCCUCUACGGAGGACGUUUGGACAGAACGGACCUCACCUACAGGAUCGUGAGGUUCCCGUGGCAGAUGGGCGAGGAGAAGAUUCGACGUGUCUUCAGGGAAGCGCUGCAGAUCUGGAGCGACGUCACCCCGCUCACCUUCACCGAGGUCCACAGCGGGAAGGCCGACAUCCGCAUCGACUUCACCAGAUACUGGCACGGAGACAACCUCCCGUUCGACGGCCCGGGUGGGAUCCUCGCUCACGCUUUCUUCCCCAGGACCCACCGACAGGGGGACGUCCACUUCGACUACGAUGAGUCCUGGACGCUCGGAAACCACAUGGGCACAGACCUUCUCCAGGUCGCCGCCCAUGAGUUCGGGCACGUCCUGGGCCUGCAGCACUCGCGCGAGCCAGGAGCCAUCAUGUCCGCAUACUACACCUUCUCCUACCCGCUGAGGCUGAGCGAGGACGACAAGCAUGGCAUCCAGUAUCUGUACGGAGCUCGUCCACAAGCCCCGCCCACGCCGCCACCGCUGCCUCCGCCCACCCCUCCGCCCUCCAACCCGGAGACCAAUGAGAUCCUCACCAACCCCGACGCCUGCCAGACGGACUUUGAUGCCGUGUCUAUGAUCCGAGGGGAGCUGUUCUUCUUCAAGUCGGGCUACGUGUGGCGGAUCCGGGACGGGCACCUGGAGAGCGGCUACCCGGCGCUGGCGUCCCGGCACUGGAGGGGGAUUCCCGACAACAUCGACGCCGCCUUUGAAGACAAGUCGGGGAACAUUUGGUUCUUUCAAGGUGAGAACUACUGGGUGUUCGAUGCCGAGAUGCGGAUCCGAGGGCCGGAGUCCAUCCGCAGCCUGGGCCUGUCGGUGUCCGGGGUCCAGGCGGCGCUGCGCUGGGGCCACGACUCCAACUUCAACACCUACUUCUUCAAGUCCGGCAGCUACUGGAGGUUCAGCCCCCGAGAGAGCCGCCUGGAGUCGGUGUACCCGCGCAGCAUGCAGGACUGGAGCGGCGUCCCCGAGGACGUGGACGCAGCUUUCAGGGACGUCUACGGCUACGCUCACUUCAUCCGGGGACGACAGUACUGGAAGUUUGACCCCGUGGGUAUGAACUCUCUGGAGGGAUACCCCCGCUACAUCGGCAUGGACUUUUUCGGCUGCAGGAACGCGUGAGUCUUCAGCAUCGGAAGAACCACGCCACUUUUUUUUGUUUUUGUUUUGUUUCUUUUUGACAAUGAAGAGGAGUUUUUUUUUGUGUGUUCGGAUUCAAAGGGGGCGAGACGACCUCCUUUGAAUCUGUUUGUUCUUUACUCCAUAUUCAUUGGUUCUCAGAUCGACUUCAGCUUCUUCUCAGGAAAACCAAGAGAGGUUUCCUCAGACCUGGCGCCUCCUGUGCAGCUAUACUCAUAUUUAUUUUGCACAAUUUGUCCCCAGAAGCCUGAGAUCUGGGGCCUUGUAUGAACCACACGUGAACUGUUCUCACCUCCUGUCUUUGAGCCUGAUGAUGACACCAGACUCAGGAUGAGACUGAGAUUCUCUUGUGUUUGAAGAGUGGCAUUGAACAGGUAGACGUGAAUAUAAACCCAGAUAUCAAAGAUCCUGCGAUUUUAAAGACGUGACCACACGUGCAGGAGAUUUUCUUUCCCUCGCUCACAUGAACUAUACAUAUACUAAUUUGAACCAGAAAAGUAAUAUCAACAUUUGUUGCUUGGGGAUACUCACAGAGGUCGUUAAAACUUUACAGGGGAAGAAGAGGGAACAUCAGGUUAAUACGUGGAAACUGGGAUGGAAACAUGAUAUUUCUGUUUUAAAGUUUCAUUUCAGGUUUAUAGGUUUUAAAUGUGUCACCCGUCAGAGCUCAGACAUCUGAGUCAGCUGCUCUGGACUUUUUUAGAAACUUUUCCAAGGAAAUUCGAGAUCUUUCAGGCGAUAAAGAUAAAAAGUAAAAACCCUUUCUGCUGCUGAGAGAUCAUUGUCUGAUCCGGAUCAUCUCCUGCUGCUUCUUCACAUGUGAAAGACAAACUCCCGACAUUCAGAGUUCAUGUCUGAAAACAGCUUCAGUCCGUUUUCAUUUGCACUUUAAUGCAUUUAACAGAACAGAUGGAAGAAGCUCUUUCACACUGAAGUGAGAGAGAGUCUGGACCUGGUCCUGGUCUCUGAUGAAGACCUGAAAAAUAUUUAUUCUCCUCGUCGGGAUCAGAUUCUUCUUUCUGUUGCUGUGACUCGACUUUCCUACAUUAAAUAUAAUGUUUCCUUCGUUUCCUCCCCAAAUAAAAUAUACAUUUUCCAAUUCAGUUUCCACAUGGGAAAAAAAUGAUAAUAUUAGCGCGCCUCACGUCUUGGUGUCACUCUUCCAACACAGCGAGUCAUCUCCACUCAUCAGUCUGCAGGCCUCUGCUGCAGGAAAAGCUCCAGGGCGCCACCUAGGGUGCAACUCUGUCUCCCUGCAGGCGGAGACAGUGUCCCUCAUGUUUCUUGAAUCUGUCUCAUCCUGGAUGAAGUCAUUUCUUCUCCGUCACAUGGUGCUGUGUUCAGGUCGGGGGGGGAGUGGAACCCAUUCAGGGACGAUCAGUGGUUCUCAGCCGGCUCGGUCACUCAGCAGCAGACUUCAGCUUCCACCCGGAUCCCAAAAACACAAAGAGACAAAUAGUUUAAAGCUGGAACUAACUCUUUUGAACUAACUGCCAUCUCUCCUUGUCUUGUCAUUCAUUUUCCAAACACGCUCAGUUCAUUGUCAUGUUUGACAGUGAAAAAUCAAAUCUUCACAUAUGAGAAGCUAGAUUAAAAUUAAUAUUUUAUAUUUUGCCCCAGAAAAUCAGUUAAAUGUCCAAAAUAUGAGUAUUAAUCAAUACAAAGAGGUAAUUUAUCACUGUCCAUCAUUUAGUUUUAAUGUUUUUAUUCUGUAUAGUUUCUCUUUUUGGAGGAAAGUUGAGUUUAGUACUAAAAGAUCAUGAAUGGUUCCAACAUCUUGAUUUAAUUUCAACCAAUUGAGGUUAAAAUAUAACCUCAAUAAUAAAUUAUUAUUCUCACGACACUUCAUAACUCAAAAUAUGAUAAAACAUCAGUCACAUUUUAUUCAGAAUCCAGGAGUUCUACCAGAAUACUUUGACUCACAUGGAGGAUGUGAGAACUUCUCCUCUGCUGCCGAGUGGACGGAUCUGGUUUGAAACCAGUGCGUCCAGACCGGCGGGUUGAGACCCACUGGUCCUGCUGAUGGGGACGUCUCCUCCUCUGUGUCCCUUCCCACUUCAGGUGCUGCAGUGUACCACAGACAGAAGUGUGAUACCUGUGGGACUUGUCCUUGAAGUGUGAAGUGUCCCUUCCUCUCGUUUGUCUUCCAGUGCAGGACACUGAGUCUUUACAGCUUCAUCACAGACGUCGAUGGUCGAAUCAUUUCUUCAACUCAUUUCAAGUGUUGACUCUUUUACUGCUUUGAAAAAAUAUUUAUACGCAAUCGACUUAGCAAAUGUUUCUUGUACAUACGUGUCCUUGAUUAUUAUGUUUCCCGACGGAUUAACUUGUACAUUGAAAUGUAUGAACCGCAUAUUGUUUCUUUCUAAUAAAAUUAUAACCUUUUUACCAAA